Messenger RNA from Meloidogyne enterolobii, 585 nucleotides. Lineage: Eukaryota; Metazoa; Nematoda; Chromadorea; Rhabditida; Meloidogynidae. The record is from the annotation of a GenBank genome assembly.
UUUUUAAUUUAAAUUUUUCAGAUUCUUUAACUUUUAAAAAAAAUCUUUAUCAAAAACAGAAUGCGUUUCUUCUACUUCCCCAUACUUUCUAUAAUUUCAAUCAUUUCAAUUCUUUUUUUUAUUAUUUCAAUUAUCUCAAUUUCAUCCGUUUCUGCUUUAACUUCUGUUUCUACAACGUCUAAAGCUUUGCCAGACAAAUUUCUCGGUUCUUGGACUGUAGAUCACAGCGAGAACUUUGAUGAAUAUUUGGAGGCAAAAGGUUAUGGCUGGUUUAUGCGCCAAAUGCACCUUUUAGCUGGAAUAACCAAAACAUUUACUAAAAAUGAUGAUGGAAGUUAUGGAUGCAAAAUUGAGACAACCAAAAAGAACGUUGAAUGGCCUAAAUUUAAUUUGGGAGAAGAAUUUACUGCGGAAUAUUUGGAUGAUUCUAUGCAUAAAGAUGCCUUAACUGAAGUUCACACUAAAGUUGAUGCUCCAAAUGAUCCAGCUGAUGUGUACGACUAUAUUAUUGAUGGGGAUGGAUGGCUAGUUAUGCAUAUGGAAUAUAAUGAUGUGAAAACAAAACGUUUUUACAAGAAAAUAUGA